CAGCGCAACCGGGCAAAACAGAAACAGGCGCGGAUGAGCCUCAGCAGCAUCGGCACGAAGCGGACCAUAAGUGAACGCGGCAGUGACAGCGAUCAUGAGAAUGCGCGGCCGGACCUUGGCUUCGACGAGCCAGGAUCCAGCGCGAAGCGGCUCAAAAGGAGAAAUGCCGGCGAUCGGCGGAGUCUGAUCUUUUCAGACCCGCCGCCUAGAAUCGAGGAAGUUGUUGAGCCCGAAGAACUUGAGGAGGCAUUGGCAAAGGAACUGCCCUUCUACGAAUACAAGAGCAUGGAGGUUGACUCGCCG
Cryphonectria parasitica EP155 is the source of this 303-nucleotide messenger RNA. RefSeq lists its product as uncharacterized. The record is from RefSeq and is a predicted model, not a curated record. NCBI's taxonomy places the organism in Eukaryota, Fungi, Ascomycota, Sordariomycetes, Diaporthales, Cryphonectriaceae. The transcript has a single exon. The annotation marks the transcript as partial.